ACAGAAAGACAAAAUGUCGUUCUCGAAGGGGAUGAGUGCUGAAGACACCCGCCGAAACAACGAAGGCGUCUUGUCCCGUUGCGAGGAGGGAGACAUGCUACAGUUUUUCAGGGGCACGUUCUCUCACUGGGGCGUGUAUGAUGGACAUGGGAAAGUCAUCCACCGAGCAGGGGACGCGGACGACGGCCGCAGCGGCUUCUUGAGCUAUCCUCUGAGCCUCCUGUCUUUCUCCGGUGUGCGGACUGGCAAGGCACAGGUGAGGGAAGACAGCUUCUGGGACGUCGCUAAAGACAGCCUGGUCAGGAUCAACAACUACAAAGACCAGAACGGCCCCGUCCCGCCUGGGUCUGAGAUCGUGGAGAGGGCGCGGUCAAAACUGGGGGAGGAGGGCUACAACGUCCUGUGGAAAAACUGCGAGCACUUCGCCACCUGGUGCCGCUACGGCAAGGAACAGAGCCAACAGGCAGUCGUGGCCGGGUCGGUGGGCACUGGUCUGACCGUCGCCGGCUGGGCACCCGGCUCAGUAAAACUACUCGUCCUCAGUCUCAGCGCGCUGUUCGCCCUGCCGAUGUUCCAGAGCAGCAAGUCCUCCAAAUAA
Molecule: messenger RNA, 598 nt
Organism: Branchiostoma belcheri (Belcher's lancelet)
Lineage: Eukaryota; Metazoa; Chordata; Leptocardii; Amphioxiformes; Branchiostomatidae
Product: retinoic acid receptor responder protein 3-like
Exons: 3
Coding region: 14-598 (194 amino acids)
Biological process (GO): N-acylphosphatidylethanolamine metabolic process
Cellular component (GO): cytoplasm
Molecular function (GO): glycerophospholipid phospholipase A1 activity; A2-type glycerophospholipase activity
Source: RefSeq, a predicted model, not a curated record